Molecule: messenger RNA, 4080 nt
Organism: Laccaria bicolor S238N-H82
Lineage: Eukaryota; Fungi; Basidiomycota; Agaricomycetes; Agaricales; Hydnangiaceae
Exons: 4
Molecular function (GO): protein binding
Source: RefSeq, a predicted model, not a curated record
GUGCGAUACACCACCGACAACGAUCCGUAUCGUGGUGAUCGUCUCAGCAAACUGGCGUACAUAUUACUCAACCUCUUCAUAUUUACUGGAGACGUUAGCCAUCUUAACGAAGCGAUACCAAUUUUCGAGAAUGCUGUUGGUACAACUCCCGACGGUCUAUCCUCCAAACCCUUUCUUCUCAAGUGUCAAGGGUUCGCGCUGUGGAGUCGCUACAAACGACUUGGAGACCCUGUCGACCUGAUACUCGCGAUUUCUGCUUACGCAGAUGCUGUGCUGCUAACACCUGACAGUCAUCUCAAAAACCCUUGGUGGCUAGACGGCCUCGCACCUGCUCUCAACUUCCGAUUCGAGCGUCUUCGUCUGCAAACCGACCUUGAUCAAGACAUCCUGAUUCACAAUCAUCGAGCUGCGGUACAUCUAACAUCCGAUGACGACCCACCUAAGGGUUCACGGCUCCAUGACUUGGGACACGCGCUGAUGGUUCGGUAUAAGCAGUCGGGCAACCUGAUCGACCUUAACGAGGCAAUUACAGUGUAUCAACAUGCUUCGAGGCUUGCAGAUGGCGCCCAUCCAGUCAACUUCUUAUGUCAUAUCGAAUUGACGGAUGUUCUCUUCUUGCGUUUCGAGCGUCUUGGUGAGCGAGACGACCUUGAUCAAUCCAUCCACAUUUUGAAGGAUGUGCUGAGAUCGAUAGGUGACGACAGCUCGCGAAGGGCCAUUUGCUUAAACCAGCUUGGUGUCGCGCUCGCUCAGCGUUACCAGUGUUCCGGGACCUCAUCCGACCUCCAUGAAUCGUUCGUCUUUUUCAAGGAAGCUGUUUCACUGGCAGAUACUGAUACUCGCAAGGUCAUGUACCUGAUCAACCUCAGUAAUUCGCAGCACUCUUUAUUCAAGUGCCUUGACGAUACCACUUCUCUUGACGAAUCAAUCUUGGCACUCACGAGUGCUGCUGAGAUGCUCUCAGAUGCGCAUCGCAUGAAAAUUGGAUGCCUCACCAACCUCGGAAUUUUGCUCAAAGCUCGUUACGAGCGGUUCAAUCACCUGGCUGAUCUGGACCAGGCAAUGGUCGUGGGGAAGCGGGCGAUACAGCUUCUCCAUGAGGGUCACAGAGACAGGCCAGGGUGUUUGGCCAGACUUGGAUGGGCCUAUCUGGCCCGCUUUGAGAGGUUUGGCAACAUUGAGGAUAUUGAUGAAUCGAUUUCCGCCCAUAGAGAGGGAGUGAAAGUCUCCCUGCUGGGUGGUAUCGAUAGCCCGAAACAUCUUUCUAAUCUCGGAAUUUCCUUCUUGAUACGGUUCGAGCGGCUCGGAAAUCCGAUCGACCUCGACGAAUCAGUUCAUGCAUGCGAAGAAGCGGUCCAGGCCACACUUGGGAUGGAUAUCAACAAGUGUCAUUACCUUGGGACCCUAGCCGACGCUCUCCUGUGUCGUUUUAAAAAUUAUGGCAAUAUUCUCGAUCUAGAUCGCUCGAUCCAGCUACGAGAGGAGGUUGUACGUCUCACUCCGGAAAACCACCCCGAAAGGCCUCGCCACCUCAACAAUCUUUGUGGUUCCAUACGAUCCCGCCUCAAAUACCUGGGCAGUCUUCGUGAUGCUGACAAGUCCAUUGCAUUGCAAAAAGAGGCUCUAGAUUUGACGCCCGACGAUCACCCUCACAAGUUAGUCUAUCUUAGCAGCCUUGGGGGUUGCUUUCUCGACCGCUUUGAACACAGUGGUGAUAUUCCUGACAUCGAUCAAUCUGUUUCACUUAGAAAAGAGGCGGUACAUUUGUCACAAAAUGGGCAUCCAGACAAACCAAGAUUAUUCGACAACUUGGGAAACUCUUUAUUCAUUCGCUACAAUCGUCUCAAGGAUAUCAACGACUUGGAAGGAUCAGUAAAGGCGUAUGAAGCUGCAGUCUCCUUAAUUCCGAAUGACCAUGCCGGAAAACCUGGUUAUUUGGGCAACUUCGCCUGUUCUUUAAAGGUUCUCUUCAAUGUCAAAGGUGACAUGAUUGACCUGAACAGGUCAAUCUCGCUACACGAAGAGGCUAUUAAACUGACCGAGGAAACCCACCCUUACAAACCAGAACUUUUAAGCAACCUGGGCGGCGCACUGCUAUCUCGCUUCUGGCGCCUUAAAGAUCGUCUAGAUAUCGAUAAAGGUAUCUCAACCUGUCGAGAAUCUAUUCAAUUCACGCCGAACAAGGCGUCUUACCUUCAUAAUCUUGCACAGGCUUUAUUGAAUCGAUUUCAGUCAUACGGUGACAUUGCCGAUCUUGACGAGUCUAUUUCUUUCCGCCAAACCUCAGUGGCAAUGACUCCUGAUACUCACCCUGCAAAAACACAAUAUCUGUUCGACCUUGGCCAUUCUUUCUACACCCGAUACCAAGCUACCGGUAGGAAAAGUGAUCUGAAUGAUGCCAUUCAUCUAUGUUCUCAAGCAGCGAAUUUGACUACUGGUGCUCCAUCUCUGAGAUUCGGCGCUGCACAGCAUUGGGUGGGAUUCAGCUAUCUAAUUGACUGCCCUCCUCCCCUUGAGGCAUAUCGCGGCAUGAUGGAUCUCUUGCCGCUGGUGGCUUGGCUCGGACUUGGAGUUCUCGACCGAUAUAGAGAACUUACAAAAGUAGGUGCCGAAGUCCGUGAUGCUGCUGCUUUUGCGAUUGAUACUGGAGAUUACGACCAAGCUUUAGAAUGGUUGGAGGAGGGUCGCUCCAUCGUCUGGGGUCAGAUGCUACAGCUGCGCACCCCUAUUCAUGAGCUCCGAGAUAAAGCUCCAGAUCUGGCCGCCCAAUUUGAGAAACUCUCAAAAGAGAUGGAAUCAAUGGGGACAAACACCAUACAACUGGCGGGCGAUGACCGCGGUUCUCGAUCAUCGUUUGAAACUCUUCCCGAACGGCGUAGACAAUUGACCACUGAAUGGGAAACACUAGUGCGGAACAUUCGUAAGGUGGAUGGCAUGAAUGGAUUUCUCUUGCCGAAGCGGGUUUCUCAACUCGCUGAAGCUGCGGGUUCUGGACCUGUUGUCGUUUUGAAUGCCAGCAAACAUCGUUGCGAUGCUUUGAUUCUCAAAUCCAACUUUGAUAAAGCCAUGCAUAUUCCUCUUCAUCCCUUCACGUUUGAGCGCGCACAAGCACUCCAACACAAAUUAAUGCUAAUGCGCUCCAAGGUCGGUGUCCGCCAGGAUGAUGAACGUGCAGGACGUGUUGCCCCUGCACAAAGCUUGAGCUCAGAUUUUCCAAGGUUGCUUUCAGAACUUUGGGAUGAGGUUGUUAUGCCGGUUUUACAGGCUCUUGAUAUUCCAAUCAGAGCCACUUCCAAUCCUUCAAGGAUCUGGUGGUGUGGGACGGGCCCCUUCGCUUUCCUCCCCAUUCACGCCGCUGGCUCGUAUGAUUUGGGUUCAACGGCGAACUCAGAACCUCUCAUACAACUUUCGGACAUAGUCGUUUCAUCAUACACGCCUUCAGUAACGGCUCUUCUGAAACCUCAUAGAGAACAACCUUCUAACAAAUUUAAACUCCUUGCUAUUGCUCAGCCCUCCACGCCUGGGCAACCUCAUUUGCCCAAUACGACAUGGGAGCUAGCGGAAAUUCGAAAGCAUCUCGGCUCUCAUUCAAUGGUGGAGCUCGAAGGGGCAGAUGCCACUAUUGAACGGGUCAUUGAGAGUCUCUCUCAAUGUGGUUGGGUUCAUCUUGCUUGCCACGGCUCACAGAACCGUUCCGACCCCACAAAGAGCGCCCUCAUGCUCGAGGAUGGACACUUGGAAAUUGGGAGGAUUACUAGGAGCGUAUUACCUGGCACCGCAGACUUUGCGUUCCUCUCUGCUUGUCAGACAGCGAGUGGAGACGAGACUCUUCCAGAGGAGGUUGUUCAUUUGGCUGCUGGUAUGCUUUUCGCGGGAUAUCGCAGCGUGAUUGCAACAAUGUGGUCGAUUCGGGACAAGGAUGCGCCUGUGGUUGCGGAUGAAGUCUACCGUCACCUAUUAUCAGUCGAACCACCGGACUCCACCGAAGCUGCCAGAGCGCUUCACUAUGCAGUGGCACGUCUACGUAGGGAAUCCCCAGAAAUACCCUUCUCAUCUUGGGUUCCUUUCAUUCAUAUUGGC